UUCAAACUCAAACCCCGUCUCUCCUUCUCUCUCUCUCUCUCUCUCUCUCUGCAUGGAGGCCACCAGGUUUCUUUGGGUAAUAUUGGUACUGUAUGGAACGGCAGUGAUACUUAACAAUGCAGGAGUUGAAGCCUCUCACAAGGUCUAUACCGGGUUCGAAUCCGUCGAAGCUGUUCAAGUGAAGCAACUGCACAGAACUGGCUUCCACUUUCAACCUAAAAGGCAUUGGAUCAAUGGUAUUAUAUGGCCAAUGUACUAUAACGGAAUCUAUCACCUGUUCUACCAGUACAAUCCCAAGGGUGCGGUUUGGGGCAACAUUGUGUGGGCCCAUUCGGUAUCGACGGACAUGAUCAACUGGACUUCACUUGAUCCGGCAAUCUACCCGUCCAAGCCGUUCGAUCGAUACGGUUGCUGGUCCGGGUCGGCCACAAUCCUUCCGGGUAACAAGCCCAUCAUACUCUACACAGGGAUAGUGGACCAAAACCAAACCCAGGUCCAAAACUACGCGAUACCCGCCAACUAUUCGGAUCCGUACCUCCGGGAAUGGGUAAAACCCGACAACAACCCCUUGGUGUCCGCGGAUGUCGGCGUGAACGGAUCCGCUUUCCGCGACCCAACAACCGCUUGGUGGGGCAAAGAUGGGCAUUGGAGGAUGGUGGUGGGCAGUAGGAGAAGGCAAAGGGGGUUGGUAUAUUUGUAUAGGAGUAGGGAUUUCAUGAAAUGGACCAAGGCCCAACACCCUUUACACUCCUCCGCGAGAUCGGGUAUGUGGGAAUGCCCGGAUUUUUAUCCGGUUUCGUUGGAUGGCGAAACCGGGCUGGAGACCUCGGUGAUCGAGGGAAAUAUUAAGCAUGUGUUCAAAGUGAGCCUCGAUGUGACAAGGUACGAGUACUACACGAUCGGGACGUAUUUCCGAGAAAAGGAUAGAUACGUCCCGGAUAAUACUUCCGUUGACAGUUGGGCCGGGUUGAGGUAUGACUACGGAAAUUUUUACGCGUCAAAGACGUUUUAUGAUGCGGGUAAAAACAGAAGGAUCUUGUGGGGAUGGACUAAUGAAUCGGAUACUACUCAGGAGGAUGUUCAGAAAGGAUGGGCUGGAGUUCAGACAAUUCCGAGGAAGGUGUGGCUUGAUCCAAGUGGGAAACAAUUGCUACAAUGGCCGAUAGAAGAAUUAGAAACCCUAAGAGGGAGGAAAGUUCACCUGAACAAUCAACAGCUCAAGUUGGGAGAUCGUUUUGAAAUCAAAGGAAUUACAGCUGCACAGGCUGAUGUGGAAGUGACUUUCACAUUCCCAAGUCUGGACAAGGCUGAGAAAUUCGAUCCUAGCUGGGCAGCCAUGGACGCCCAACAGCUUUGCAGCCGCAAGGGUUCAACCAACAAAGGUGGGGUUGGACCGUUUGGGCUCUUGACUCUGGCUUCCGAGGACCUGUCGGAAUACACCCCUGUCUUCUUUAGGGUUUUCAGAAGAGGAGACAAGCACGUGGUCCUCAUGUGCUCCGAUGCAACAAGUUCCUCAUUGAAUGAAAAACCGUAUAAGCCUUCAUUUGCUGGCUUUGUGGACGUAGAUUUAACUGAUAAGAAGCUUUCCCUAAGGACUUUGAUUGAUCACUCGGUCGUGGAAAGUUUCGGAGCAGGAGGGAAAACAUGCAUAACAUCUAGGGUUUACCCCACCGUAGCAGUAUCGAAGGAUGCUCGUCUAUUUGCAUUCAACAACGGCACGGAGAAAAUAACAGUCGAAUCUCUCAACGCCUGGAGCAUGGCCAAUCCUCUUCUCAUGAACUGAGACCAGAUAGAGAAUAGCCCCAGAUCCGUUAUAAAAAUCUAGAAAUAAAGAAACUCCUCUCUCUCUCUCUUGCGUGUGUGUUCUGUGUUCCUAGGUUAGUAAUAAAACUGGGGAACAAGUAGUUGAUUAGCACUCUAAUUAAAGAUGGUUAAUCGGGAAUUAAUUAGUUAAGCUACUGUAUGUAACUAAUUUGGUUUUGAUUAGACUAUUCAAGGAAAGUGAUCCACCUGAA
This is a messenger RNA of Rhododendron vialii, 2015 nucleotides long. Its product is annotated as beta-fructofuranosidase, insoluble isoenzyme 1-like. The transcript is spliced from 6 exons. Gene Ontology annotation, molecular function: hydrolase activity, hydrolyzing O-glycosyl compounds. Lineage: Eukaryota; Viridiplantae; Streptophyta; Magnoliopsida; Ericales; Ericaceae. The coding region runs from base 53 to 1783 and encodes 576 amino acids. The record is from RefSeq and is a predicted model, not a curated record. Gene Ontology annotation, biological process: carbohydrate metabolic process.